Molecule: messenger RNA, 267 nt
Organism: Salpingoeca rosetta
Lineage: Eukaryota; Choanoflagellata; Craspedida; Salpingoecidae
Product: thymosin beta-15A
Exons: 2
Coding region: 1-267 (88 amino acids)
Biological process (GO): actin filament organization; regulation of cell migration
Cellular component (GO): cytoplasm
Molecular function (GO): actin monomer binding
Source: RefSeq, a predicted model, not a curated record
AUGGUGGUUCCUGAAGAAUCGCCAUAUUUUCAACUACUAUUCGGCACUCUGUUGACGAAACAACAACAACGCCAACCCAGAGACAAGCAAGUGCAGCGGCAGCGCAACAUUCAAGCGCCACUUGAGGCCAUGUCGGACUUCCAGCGGGAUGUGAAGGAAGUGGAGUCGUUUGACCGCUCCAAGUUGAAGAAGGUCGACGUUGUGGAGAAGAACGUCCUGCCCACCGCGGAAGACAUUGCAGCAGACAAGCUCUCGGACAACCAAUGA